AUGUCCAACACUCUUCGUCCUUAUUUAACAGCCGUUCGUUCGACGUUGACUGCGGCAUUAUGUCUUGACAACUUUUCUUCCGAGAUUGCAGAACGUCACAACACGCCAGAAGUAGAAUCAGGAAAAUCCAACGAAGUUUUGAUGAAUCCACUAUGUAUCAGCCGAAAUGAAAACGAAAAGGUGCUUAUUGAGCCAUCGGUAAACUCGAUUCGAGUGAGUAUCAAGGUGAAACAAGCGGAUGAUCUGGAGCGCAUUCUGUGCCACAAAUUCGCACGGUUUUUGAUGAUGAGAGCCGAGAGCUUCGUCAUUCUUCGCAGAAAGCCUGUAGAGGGUUAUGAUAUCUCGUUCCUGAUUACGAACACGCAUACGGAGCAAAUGUACAAGCACAAGCUGGUCGAUUUCAUUGUGCAUUUCAUGGAGGAAGUGGACAAGGAAAUCUCAGAGAUGAAACUAAGUGUCAAUACACGCGCGAGAACGGUGGCAGAGAGCUACCUUGCACAGGGACCACGAGUCCCCAAGUUUCCCACGGCCCUCCCAGACGAUCAACGCACCUAA
This is a messenger RNA of Zychaea mexicana, 555 nucleotides long. Its product is annotated as actin-related protein 2/3 complex subunit 4. The record is from RefSeq and is a predicted model, not a curated record. The coding region runs from base 1 to 555 and encodes 184 amino acids. Gene Ontology annotation, biological process: Arp2/3 complex-mediated actin nucleation; actin filament polymerization. The transcript is spliced from 5 exons. Gene Ontology annotation, molecular function: actin filament binding. Gene Ontology annotation, cellular component: actin cytoskeleton; Arp2/3 protein complex. NCBI's taxonomy places the organism in Eukaryota, Fungi, Mucoromycota, Mucoromycetes, Mucorales, Lichtheimiaceae.